Messenger RNA from Arabidopsis lyrata subsp. lyrata, 536 nucleotides. RefSeq lists its product as uncharacterized. The transcript is spliced from 4 exons. The record is from RefSeq and is a predicted model, not a curated record. Lineage: Eukaryota; Viridiplantae; Streptophyta; Magnoliopsida; Brassicales; Brassicaceae. The coding region runs from base 1 to 492 and encodes 163 amino acids.
AUGGUGUGGUGUAACCAUUGUGGGAAGAACAAGGAAGCAGCUAAGAAAGCAGCAGGUUUAAACGCUUGCAAUAAUGCAAGCAACAUUUUCGAAGCUUCUAAAGCAGCUGCGGCGAAAUCUAGAAAAGAAAAACGACAACAACGCGCUGAGGAAGAAAAGAACGCUCCUCCUCCAGCUACAGCCAUAGAAGCUGUUGAUAGCAUGGUCAAGAGAAAGAAAUUUCGCAGAAUUAACUGCGAUUAUUUGGAGGAGCUUCUUGAUGCGUCAGCUGAGAAAUCACCCAAGAGAUCGAAAACCGAGACAGUGAUGGAGAAGAAGAAGAAGGAAGAGCAUGAGAUUGUUGAAAACGAACAAGAGGAAGAAGACUACGCGGCACCAUACGAACAAGAUGAAGAAGACUACGCGGCACCAUACGAGAUGAACACAGAUGAGAAAUUCUAUGAAAGCGAAGUGGAAGAGGAAGAGGAUGGUUACGAGUUUGGAUUGUAUUAAAUCAUACUACUUUUUAUUAUCUAAUUAUUAUUAUUUGGUUGACG